AUGGCGUCACACGGGAGAAAAAGGAAAAACUACGAUGACCGUGGGGACCGGAAUGAUGUGUACGAUAUGAGUGAUAACUAUGACAAGUAUGAUAGGUAUGACAGGAGUGAUAGGCAUGACAGGAGUGAUCGACACGAUCGAAGUGACAGAGCCAACCGGCAGGACAAGGAAAUAAUUUACGACCAGAUAUAUUCAACGCCCAGGAAGAACAAGCCAAGGUGCAUGGUUGUGUCAAACUAUAAGGACAAUUUAUUGAGUUACUUCCAGAGCAUUAUAAAUAUAGAAAAUAGUGGAGCAUAUUUCAGUCAAAAAUGGUACAUACAUUUUUAUCGAGUCUGUUUAUAUAAUGAGAAGUUGUAUGCAGGUGGCUCCGCUCAGACAGCCGACGGGGAAGGAGCAGCAGGAAGUAGUGGAAAGAAAGAUGGAAAUGUGAGUAAAAAAAAUAUAGACAAAUUGAUCAUUGAAUACAAUGUGGAGGAAGUCAUUCGGAAGGUGCAAAAUUUAGUAGUCAGAAAAUUAGAUUGUGAAAAUUUGUACUACCAGAAAAUUCUGGUAAUUGCAUGCCUUCUUUUUGACUUUUUCCAAAAUAAGAAGCACGUGAACGUAAAAACGCUGAAACAUUUGGAAGGCGAGGAGGAAGAGGACGAGGGGGGGGAUGCGACCAUCAACAGGGAAGGGGGUGAUCAAUUAGCUAAUGAACGUUCUCAAGGGGAUCACACAAAUGGGAAAAAGAUAUCCCGUAUGAAGGAGUCAAAGAAGAGGUCGAGAACCACAUCCAUAGCUGCGAACUCUUCCAACUACGGAGAUGAUGAUUAUGAUGAAAUAACAAGCAAUCGGAGGGGGAGUAGUAAGUAUGAUGCAGAAGGAGAAACGGAAGUAGACUUGAGGAAAAAAAAACACUUGAGACAAAAAAAUUUCGAAAAUGAAAGUCAAAAAAAUUACUAUAUCAUAGAAUUUAAAAACUUACUUUUUAAUGAAAAGAAAAAAUUUAACAACAUAGAAAUAUUUUAUCACAUUACAAAUUUAAUCAUACAUAAGUAUUGGUACUCAUCUGAAUUUGCGAGGUAUAACAUUUUUGUUUGGUUUUUAAAUUAUCUAAAUAAUAAAUUGGAAAUAAAAAAAAGUAUUAACAAAAUAAAUGAACAGCUGGAAAUGUUCAUAAAUCUUCAUCCAAAGAUUUUUAAUAUUUCCCAUGCGAAGAAAAGGAGGAAGAAAAACACGCACCAUAUCAGUGCCAGCAAUAGCAGUUAUCAUUUGCCUGACCCAGGAGCGGGUGCCUCCUCUUCCAAUCAUAAUAAUAGCGGUCAUCAUCAUUUUGAAAAUGGCGUGUUGGAUUAUCCGAACCUUAAAAAUAGGAAUAGACAACUAGGGGGAGGAUUCCCCGACGCAACUAAUAUGGACAACAAGAACAAACCUUCGAAUGUUGAAAAUAUUAACAAGGUUAACACUUUCAGUCAUUUCUUAACUUCCACCAAUGUGAGUAACUCAGGUGGUAUUGGCAGUACCAGCUUUUUUGGUGCUCCCAGUAGCAGUGCUCCCCUUGGCAGCAUGCAAAUGUCCACCUCAAAUCUUACUGCAUCCCCUGGGAACAACAGCACCAACAACAACCCAUUCAAAGGAUUUAACCAAAGCAACAACAUAUUUAGCAGUAAUAAAAGUAAUGAAGGUAGCCUAUUCAGGAAGAGUAGCAACACCAACACCAUCAAUCCCUCUGGCAACAACACACCUGUGGCAUCGUCUCUCUUUGGAGGUUCUCUAAAUACUAAUUCGAUCAUGCAUCAAUCAGGUAAUAGCACCUUACCAAAGUUCACCAACGCCUUUUCUGGAGGUCUAAGCGGUCAGGACAAUUCCAACACCACGGGCUCGAACCCCACCGGUAAUAACAACUCCCUCUCAGGUAACAUAUUUGGAAUGAAGAGCAGCCUAACUAGCAAUAACACCUUUGGCAAUCAGAACAGUGGUAGCCUUGGCAACAGUCUUAUGAACACUCUGUCCAAUCAGACAACCAAUAAUAUUUUUAAUUCGAAAAAUAAUUCCUCAUCAGAAACGUCAAACAUUAAUCUACCGUCCACCAGUAACAACAACAUCUUUGGUUUCGACAAAAGUGCACAAGGAACUUCUUCCCUUUUUGGAAAUACCACUGGAAAUAACCAAGGUAAAAGUCUCUUUCCCUUUGGCAAUAGUAGUCAAAGUGGGAACUCGGACAAGGACAAGAUGCAGUUGGGUUCCUCAUCUGGGGGUAACACUAUGUCAAUUUUUGGACAGAAGAGCAAGGGAGACUCAGCCUUUUCGCUCAUGCCCGGGGGGGGUACCGCCGUUAGCAACAUUGGUGGGGUUAGCGGUACGAGCGCCCUUGGUGGGGUUAGCGGUACGAGCGCCCUUGGUGGGGUUAGCGGUACGAGCACCCUUGGUGGGGUUAGCGGUUUGGGUUCUUUUGGGGGAUUCGGCGCAAGCAGCGGGAAUCUCAUGAACAGCAGCACAGGUGUAUCCUUGAAGCCGAACUCCGUUUUUCAGGGCACACUUGGUGCACAGAAGGAGGGAUUUUUUGGGAGCGCCAAGCCGAACGAGAAUAUUUUCGGCACGAGUGGUACAAAUUCUGGACAAACCAACAUUUUUGGAAUGCAAAAUACCAGCGCUACGAGUCAUAGUCCGUUUGGCAAGACUACCACAAGCACUGGUGUUGGUGCAAUUGGAAAUGUUAGCGGAAGUCUGAGCGGCAACCUGGGGCUGAAUAAUAACCCUCCCGCUGGUGGGGGUGGCUCCAUCAGCUUCGGUUCUAGUUUGUCCCAAAACCAAAGCACCACCAUGAGCAUGGGGAAUAAUUUAUCGCAGAUGAACCCAAGUGGAUCAAGCUUUCAACCGAUGAGCACCCCCACAAGUACAAAUAACUUAGCGAAUUUAUUUAACAGCGAAAAUGGGUCGAAGGAGUUAUUCAAGGAUUUAAAGUUAUCGACAGACACGGGGCAAAAGUUUACUGUAAAUAAAAAACCACUAUUUUCGAAGAGGGUGAAGAAUAAUACACUCUUAACGCCCAAUAAUAACGCAAGUGAAGAAAAUAAUAUUUUCAGUUCAAAUUAUGUGAAUAAAGACAGCCUCUUGGUUAACCAAGACAAACCCAUGAAGGUUAUAUUUGGACAAAACAAAAGUACCACUGUAAUGGAUACUUCCCCCGUAGGAGGUUCGAGUGCACCGAAUCUUGGAAACACAAAUCUGUUCGGAAGUUCCAUCAGCGGAAGUGGUAGCGCUCCUGGACUAGGCUCAAGUGGAGGCAUAAAUGAUAAUGCCAGUAACAACCAGGAUAAGGUAAAUAAUAACCUCAUCAACCAAAGCAACAACCAAAUGGGAAAUAAAAUUACUUUUAAUAGCUCACCGAGUAGCAUGGAGGAUAGCAAUAAUACUACCACGUUUGGGAAGAGCACCACCAAUAGUCUAUUCGGAAGUAGCAGAAGUAAUCUAUUCCAGAGUAGCACGAAUAAUCUCUUCGGAAAUAAUCAAACUAGUGGAUCUACAAAUAAUAAUAACAACGCCUUCGGAUGGAACCCCUUUUCCACCACCGCUGAUGGAAACAAAAAUGAUACUCAAAAUAACGACCCUGGUUUGAGUAUUCCAGUGAAGAAAUUGACACUAGAGGAGAGGAAAAAAAAAACUGCCAAAAGUAAUAUGCUCUCUUUAUUUUCGAAUAACAAAAUAGGGGGCACUGAUACGAAUAAUGCGGUUGAUACAUCUUUGGGUGGGUCCACGUCGAAUGGUCUGCUUGGCAAUAAAAGUUCGACUAGUGUCACUCCAUUCAGUUUUAACAACACUUCUAUGGAUAACGUCUCCAAGGAGAGCACAACCUCCGGUCCUACCGCAUCUACCGAUAAACCCAGUGGUACCUUUUUGUUUGGGCAAAACAGAGACACGGGUACUAGCAGUAUGACACUUGGAACCGCGCAGACAACUUGGGGCGACAAAAAAAGAUCCAUCUUCGGCUCCACCACUUCUGCUUCGAAUGCAGUAAGUGGUUCUGUCGAGGACAUUGGAAACAAGGAGGGAAGUGGAGAUACCACCUCAUCCACGCCAUCACCGAACACCAUUAACGCUAAUAGCACCAAUGAAAAAAGCAGCUUCCAGAGUGGAAUCAAAACCAGUUUAUUCCCAUUCUCCGUAAAUAAGGGAGAUGAAAAUAACAGUGCAGCAACAGACAAGGAAAAACCCAAAAGUAGCAUAUUCGGUUUUGGAACUCUAAAUGUAAAGAGCGAGCAGAAGGAGGAGAUAAAGGAAGACACAAAGGUGGACAUAAAGGAGGGAACAAAGGAGGGAACAAAAGAAGGCACAAAAGAAGGCACAAAAGAAGGCACAAAAGAAGGCACAAAAGAUGACACAAAAGAAGACAGAAAAGAUGACACAAAAGAAGACACAAAGGGAGACACAAAGGAGGGGGAGGAUAAAGGGAACCUGUCGGAGAAGGACAAAGGAAGUGAAGAAAAAUUGUCAGGGAAAAAUGAAAAGGAAAACUCCCAAAUUUUUGGCAGUGCAUUUUUAUCCAAGAUAAAUGGGCAAAAUAAAGAUGCGAAUGUUAAAGGAACUGAUUCCGGUUCAUCCCCAUUCCGUUUUGGCAACACAAAUAUUGAAGAAAAAAAAACAAACUCAUCUGCCUUUAUAUUUUCAUCGAAUAAGGAAGACAGAAGUUCGACUCCCAUUUUUGGCUUCCAAAGCAAAUCGUCGUCCUUUAACGAAGUGCAGACGAGUGAAGAGAAAAAUAAAAUUCCCAUUUUCUCUCUCGGUGGAAUGAACAAGCAGACAGAUGCUGGCGGUGCGCAGUCAGAUAGCUUCAAUGUAUUUAAGUCUAGCGCAACAACGGGAAUUGACAGUGACGGUAAAACGGUUGGAAUGAAUAUGGAUCGUACCAUAGGAAGCGGUGGAAACAUAAACGAUAACAUAAACUACGACGAUGUGAAGAACAGGAAGAGGAGGAGAAACGUGGAUAUGGAGGACCAGGAUGAAGUGGAUGGAGCGGCCAAGUCCAAGGGGAGAGAUUCUAUAGAUGAGACAAAUCAGUGGGGUGUUGACAUAUCCAAGAGGAAAGGAUACAGUGGAAACUACUUAGGAGAUGAAAGAGAAGAUGAAUUAAACACUGACAGUUUGUUCUUCAAAAAGAGCAAAUUGGGAAAUGCCCUAAAUGACACCAAAAAUAUUCUGAACACAUUAAAAUUUGACAAUAUCCCAAGUAAGGAUAUCUUAAGUGCAUCUGUUAACGAAACGAAUAUAAGUUCCAGAGAGAAUAACAUAAUCGAGAAGGGGGUUCUGAAUGUCAAUGGUUCAUUAUUGGAUAGCAAAGGGGUAGGAAGCAGUCCAACAAAAGAUAAAAAUGAGAGUGGUAUGCAGUCCAGCGGAAUUUUCUCCUCCGCAGGAGAUAACAGCAAAUUUGGCCUUCGAAGUAUGCUCAGUAAUGAACUGACAGCAGAAACGAACAACACCAGUGGUGGACCAACACAUUUAAAAGAACAGGGAGGACAGAACCAUGCUAACAUGGAUGAACCAAACCUUCCAUUUUCCACUCGUGAGGGGAAAAACUUGUUGGACGACCAAGCGAAGAGAAUAGCGAAACGGAAGGAAGAAGAAGAAGAAAUGAGCAAUCUGGAAAGAUUAAAAAUGAACAACUAUCUAAUACAUGAGAAGAGCAACAAUAAUGAUGGGAGCAAUGACAUAAAUCACGAUGGAAAGGAAAUGAAAAAUGCGAGGAAAGACCACUUGGUGACAGAUAAAAAAAGCGUUGAUAGGAUUGUAGCAUAUAAUAAGAAAAUAUCAUACGAUGAUAUAGAAGUAGAUUUAGAUAAAGACAUUAUUGAUUUGAAUGAUUUAAGGGAAAACUUAUUUUUGUGUGUUUUAAAUUUUCAUCUGAAUUAUUGGGCAGAGAAAGUUAUCCUCUUCUACCCACAUAAUGAAAAAAUUAAUAAAUACUGUAACCGCAUUAUGAAGAUAAAAGACGAAUUUGAUGAAACUUACAAUUUUAAUUUAUUUGAAGAAAUUCACAUUUUAUCGAAAAAAAUGUUGAAAAGAUUAGAUCGUAACUGCUGUAUCUACGAAAGUGUGCUUUUCCUUUCGGCAGAAAAUUUAUAUGUCUUAAAGAAUGCCAAGCUGUCUCUUUUCGAAGCCUUCAACAUAUAUCAUUUUUGGUUUCAAAAAAAUAGCCUCGACGUGAAAAAAAACUUUCAAAAUUUUAUGUACACAAAUAAAAUAUAUCCCUCCUACCUUAACUACUACAUGAAUCUCUAUAAGAACCACACUUCGUUUAAUUAUAAGUACACGCAAGGAAGUGGCGAGACGGAGGGGAAAGGCAAAGGCACUGGUAGGAAGAAUCAGAUGGAUCAGGACAGGGAUAGUGUGAGCCAUUCGAUUGACCAGGAAAGGGAUAGUGCGAACAAUUCGACGGAUCAGGAGGAGCCGAACGGAAGUGACGACUCGUCAGGCACCUCAGAUGGCCCCCGGGAUGAUGACCCGUGUAGCCAAGGGGAAGGGGACAGUGGAAGAAGCGACAUCGGAAGUAGUCAUGGAAGUAGUUCCCGAGGUAGUCGCCGAGGUAGUCGCCGAAGUAGUCGCCGAAGUAGUCGUAGCAGUAGCCGGCUGAGUAGUCGUGGAAGUAGUCCCCGAAGUGACCGUGAGAGACGCGCGAAGAGAAGAAGCAGGGCGAGAAAGAGAAGCGACAAGCACAAGGAAAAUAGCCUGAUAGAGAUAUUGAACUCAAACAGCAGCGACGUGUCGGAUGUGAUGGACAACAGUAAUAAAGAGGAACCCCUCAAUAUGCACUUCAAGGAAAAGUAUCUCUACCUGUCAAAGGGGAAAGUGAAAAAAAACAAACUAUUCCUGCCCUCACACAUAAGGGUUAAAAAACUCAGUGCAUGCGAGUGCAUAUUAUUGGAACUCAUCCUCAAGAGGGACAUACUGAACGUUUUAAAAAAAUACAGAAUUUUUAAAACAGAGAAAUAUGAAUACCUCUAUGUUAAUCUCAUAGCAAUGUUGAAGCAUUAUAAUUAUUUCUCAGUAGACAAAGAAAAUCAAAUAAGUAAAAAUUCUACCUCCACUAGUGCCACGGUGAGUGGAGGCGCAGAUGGUGGUGAACCUGGUAACAGUACAUCUCAUUCCCCUUUUGGACAAAACAAAACGAAUAGUCAAUUGAAGAAGCUAACUAACCAUCUGAGCACAAAUUUAGUGAAUACAAAAAAUGAUAAAAUUAAUAUACUCAAAAAAAUAUGUGACAAAAAUUUACUCUACUAUAUAAACAUGCAGUUAAAAAAUAUUAUGCAUUUGAUCAGCUUCAACGAAAUAGAAAUCGCUUGUGUGUACUUGAACCAUAUUAAAAAUAAUUUAUACGUUAUGUUCCAGAUGCCUAUUCUUCUUUACAAUAGUCUGUUCGACAGAAUCAUUAAAUCGUACAAUGACUACAUCGUAAUGGAAAACUUUUUCAAUAACUCUUGUUUGUAUAAUGAUUUUCGGUAUGAAAAUAUUUUCAAGACGAAAAUUGCCUAUAUGCUUAUGAAGAAAUUUUUCCAGGCGGACGAUACGGAGAACUGUAUUCGAUUUGCCCUAUACUUUGAAAACAUUCGGACAAAGGCACCCCGAAAUAAUAUUUACAACGAUUAUAUUUUUCAUAAAAAUUUGCUAAGUGCCUAUAUUAAGGUACAUGAAGAUAUCGUGCCGGAGGAGUGGAUCGAAGCACAAACUUCAAACAACAGCGAACUCAGUGAUCUCCAUGAUUCAGAAUACCUUGACUACUACUCCUUCUUCUUUAAGGAUAUCUCCAAGUAUAUAAAGUUUAACAUAAUGCAGAAAAUUGUCUCGUGUAAUAUAUUCAGUCUGCGCAGGAGGGAUUACACGAACACCGAGGAAGGCUACAACAUUGGAGGAAGCAGUGUGGCAAGCGGACAGACAAGUGAAGUAAUGACCGGAGUGAAUGCCCCCGCCGGGGAGACGAACGCGGCGCCCCCCAAUACCUGCGAAGACAACUUCGCGUGCUACUUCGUGUACAUGGUGAACCGUUCCAUCCUGGAUGAUCUCGUCAAUCUGUACGCUUCCAAGGGAGACUACUUCUACAAGAGAAUUUCAGCAACACUCAUCAACAGCUCAUUUGUAAAGGAAUACGAAAAGACGCACAAUAAACAUUUCCACAUGCACGUACAGGUAGCCAACAUAAACCACUUUAUGAAAACCAACUUCUUCGAAUACAUCAACUUUUUCAAAAAAAAAGAACUCUAUCAUAUUGAUAAGACAAAAAAUGAAGAUGAAAUUAUGCAAAACUUAGUUAACGUUAUAAAAGGAAAUGGAAAAAAAAUUAUUCUAGUGAUUAAUAUGCUCGUCGAAAUUGUCACCAAGAUGGAAAAAAAAAUUUUGAAAAAUGUAAAUAUCUUCAUUACUAUAAAUUUAAGGAACUUAAUCAUUGACACUUUUUACCUCUUCAAGUACAUUUUCAACAAUAAAGAAUUUUCGCUCCAUUUGGUGGAGGACUUGUACAGGAAUGCCGUAAUUUUUAACGACCUCAUCAACUCCACUUUCUCGGAUGACAUACACUACUACCCCAAGGAACAAAUAAAGGAACUUUACACUUACAUUCGCCACAAGUUUACCAACCAAAAUUUGAUCGCCUGA
This is a messenger RNA of Plasmodium knowlesi strain H, 8625 nucleotides long. Its product is annotated as nucleoporin NUP313, putative. Bases 1 to 8625 code for a protein of 2874 amino acids. The record is from RefSeq and is a predicted model, not a curated record. NCBI's taxonomy places the organism in Eukaryota, Apicomplexa, Aconoidasida, Haemosporida, Plasmodiidae. The transcript has a single exon.